CUGAGGGACCAAGCAAAGCCGUGGGCCUGGGGCCGGAGAGACAGGUUUGUGCGCGGCCAGCGUGCAGCUGGCGGAGCCUCGCGCGCGGCGACCGUGCAAGAAAAGAAAAUUGGGAUAGGAGUUAAGACCUGUCUCUUCACCAGCUUAAUACUGUACAAGUCAUCUGCCUCUGUGGACCUCAGUUGCCUCAUCUGCAACAGGAGAUAAUUUUUCAAAACCUGUCUGAAGAUGAGGUGGAGGACCAGCCUACCACAGUAUUGUUUGUUCUUGGUCUCCUAUCUACUUACUACCUUUGAAGCUGUGCCUAUAGACAUAGACAAGACAAAAGUACAAAAUACACAGCCUGUGGAAAGCGCGAGGAUAGAACCCCCAGAUACUGGACUUUAUUAUGAUGAAUACCUCAAACAAGUGAUUGAUGUGCUUGAAACAGAUCAACAUUUCAGAGAGAAGCUUCAGAAAGCAGACAUAGAGGAAAUAAAGAGUGGGAGACUAAGCAAAGAGCUGGAUUUAGUAAGUCAUCAUGUGAGGACAAAACUUGAUGAGCUGAAAAGGCAAGAAGUGGGAAGAUUAAGAAUGCUAAUUAAAGCUAAAUUGGAUUCCUUGCAAGAUGUAGGGAUUGACCACCAAGCUCUUCUAAAACAAUUUGAUCACCUAAAUCACAUGAAUCCUGAGAAGUUUGAGUCCACAGAUUUAGAUAUGCUAAUCAAAGCGGCAACAAGUGAUCUGGAACACUUUGACAAGACUCGACAUGAAGAAUUUAAGAAAUAUGAAAUGAUGAAGGAACAUGAAAGGAGAGAAUAUCUGAAAACACUGAGUGAGGAAAAGAGAAAAGAAGAAGAAUCUAAAUUUGAGGAAAUGAAGAAAAAGCAUGAAAAUCAUCCAAAAGUGAAUCAUCCAGGAAGCAAAGAUCAACUAAAAGAGGUAUGGGAAGAGACUGAUGGAUUGGAUCCUAAUGACUUUGACCCCAAGACAUUUUUCAAAUUACAUGAUGUCAAUAGUGAUGGAUUCCUGGAUGAACAAGAAUUAGAAGCCCUAUUUACCAAAGAGUUGGAGAAAGUGUAUGAUCCCAGAAAUGAAGAGGAUGACAUGGUAGAAAUGGAAGAAGAAAGGCUUAGAAUGAGAGAACAUGUAAUGAAUGAGGUUGAUACUAACAAAGACCGGUUGGUAACUCUGGAAGAAUUUUUGAAAGCUACAGAAAAAAAAGAAUUCUUGGAGCCAGAUAGCUGGGAGACAUUGGAUCAUCAACAGCUCUUCACAGAAGAAGAACUGAAAGAAUAUGAAAAUAUUAUUGCUUUGCAAGAAAAUGAACUUAAGAAGAAGGCAGAUGAUCUUCAGAAACAAAGAGAAGAGCUACAACGUCAACAUGACCAGCUUGAGGCUCAGAAGCAGGAGUAUCAUCAGGCAGUACAGCAGCUGGAACAAAAAAAAUUCCAACAAGGAAUUGCUCCAUCAGGACCAAAUGGAGAACUGAAGUUUGAGCCACACGUUUAAAGUUCUGAAGUCCAUGAAAACUUGGAAGAAAGCUGUUAACAUCUGUUUGGUCUUUUUACUUUUUUCCCAAUUCUCUCUGCUCAAUAAAUAUUUUAAAGCAUA
This is a messenger RNA of Perognathus longimembris pacificus (Pacific pocket mouse), 1593 nucleotides long. It is a transcript of the gene Nucb2, whose product is annotated as nucleobindin 2. The transcript has 14 exons. Gene Ontology annotation, molecular function: calcium ion binding. Lineage: Eukaryota; Metazoa; Chordata; Mammalia; Rodentia; Heteromyidae. Gene Ontology annotation, cellular component: endoplasmic reticulum-Golgi intermediate compartment; extracellular exosome. The coding region runs from base 229 to 1491 and encodes 420 amino acids. The record is from RefSeq and is a predicted model, not a curated record.